AAGAAGUACAAGAGAUUAAUAAUGAUAUAGAAGAAAUGCAAGAGAUUAAUAGUAAUGUAGAAGAAGCACAAGAGAUUAACAACAAUUUAAAAGAAAUACAAGAAAUAAAUAGUAAUAUAGAUGAAAUUAAUAGUGAUAUAGAAGCAAUACAAGAAAUUAACAGUAAUGUAGAAGAAGUACAAGAAAUUAAUAGUAAUAUAGAAGAA
Messenger RNA from Racocetra persica, 206 nucleotides. Lineage: Eukaryota; Fungi; Glomeromycota; Glomeromycetes; Diversisporales; Gigasporaceae. The record is from the annotation of a GenBank genome assembly.